GGACCCCAAAGUUGGUAGGUUCGACAUGGAUGCGAAGAAACAUCGUAGAUCUAGGUCGGGUUCCCGUUCUCGGUACCGGGACCGGCCAAAGUCCAGUCGUAGUAGAAGUCAUUCUCCCGAAGGAAGGAGAGCCAGAAGUCGCUCGAGGGGGAAGAAAGAUAACAAGAAAUCGACGAGACGAGCGCGAUCCGGGAGCAGCAGCACGCAAAACAGUUCAGGUUCCGAGGAGCGGUAUCGGUCCAAAGGAAGAGACCAUUCGAAAAGCGAUUCUGAUGGCACCACCAAGAAUUCACGGACAGGGAGAGGACAGCGAGUGAGCAGCCGUGGCUCUUCAAAGGACAGGACCAGCUCUGAAUCAGAGGAUGAAAGCGCCAAGAAGAAGAAAAAGAAGAAGGGAAAGAAGAGCCGAAGAGAUGAUAAAGGGGAAAAGAAGAGGAAGAAGGCGAGCAGAAGCCCCUCGCCCCCGACGUCAGACUCCAGCGUGGAACGGGGUCAUAGGAGGUCGCGAGGGAGGGACGGGAAGAGCAGCGAGAGGAAGAAUAGUGUGGACCGCACGAGCAGGAGCAUCAGUAGGGAGAGAUGGAGGAGAGAGAGAGAAAGAGAAAGAGAGGGGGGCUCGAGGAGAAGUCAGGAAAGGGGCAGGGACAGGAGAAGCCAAGAGAGGGAAGGAGGGAGCAAGGAAAAGAAAAGGCACAGAAGUAGAGAGAGGGAGCACAGAGGAAGAGAGAGAGAGAGAGAGAGAAGCCGGAAGCGUUCCAGCUCACGCUCCUCAGUAACAUCGCAGUCCACAGACUCGGGGGGCGAGGCCAGGCAGGGCUCCCCAGGGGGAGAGGCCCAGCUUUCAGCAAAGGAGGAGAAGAAAAGGAGGAAGGACAUGAUGAAGGCUCUGGAGACACCGGAGGAAAAGAGGGCGAGGCGACUGGCCAAGAAAGAGGCAAAGGAGAGGAAAAAGAGGGAGAAGAUGGGCUGGAGUGAGGAGUAUAUGGGCUACACCAAUGCUGACAAUCCGUUUGGAGACAACAACCUACUGGGCACCUUCAAGUGGCAGAAGGCGCUGGAGAAGAAGGGCAUUGGGCACCUGGGGGAGAAGGACCUGAAGGAGAGGAACAAACGCAUCCAGGAGGAGAACCGGCGUGAGCUGCAGAAGGUGAAGCAGCUUCGGCUGGAACGCGAGCGGGAGAAGGCCCUGAGGGAGCAGGAGCUGGAGAUGCUGCAGAGGGAGAAGGAGGCGGAGCAUUUCAAAACCUGGGCGGAGCAGGAGGACAACUUUCACCUGCACCAGGCCAAACUGCGGUCUAAAAUCAGAAUCAGGGAUGGGAGAGCCAAGCCCAUCGACUUGCUGGCCAAGUACAUCAGCGCUGAGGACGACGACCUGGCUGUGGAGAUGCACGAGCCCUACACCUUCCUGAACGGCCUCACUGUCACAGACAUGGACGAUCUGCUGGAGGACAUCAAGGUGUACAUGGAGCUGGAACAGGGGAAAAAUGUGGAUUUCUGGAGGGAUAUGACCACCAUCACUGAGGAUGAGAUUAGCAAGCUUCGCAAGCUGGAGGCGUCGGGAAAAGGGCCAGGCGACCGGCGCGAGGGGAUCAACACCUCGGUCAGCACGGAUGUCCAGACCGUGUUCAAGGGAAAAACCUACAGCCAGCUGCAGGCCCUGCACCUCAACAUCGAGAGCAAGAUCCGCGCCGGGGGCUCCAACCUGGACAUCGGCUACUGGGAGAGCCUGCUGCAGCAGGUCCGCGUUUACAUGGCCCGGGCACGGCUGAGAGAGAGGCACCAGGCCGUGCUGAGGCAGAAGCUGUACAAGCUGAAACAGGAGCAGGGCGUGGAGAGCGAGCCCCUCUUCCCCAUCAUCAAGGAGGAGCCACCCGCAGAGAGGCCUGUGACCUCUGCAGAGGGGGAUGGCGAGCCGGCACCCUCCUCUUCCUCUCCGUCUGCAGCCAAUCAGGGCCAGGAGGGGGAGGGAGAGGGCCCGGGGCAGAAGGGAGAGGGAGAUGGAGAUGGAGAUGGAGAGGGAGAGGAAGAGGAAGAGGGAGAGGGAGAGGAGGGUGGGGCCGGCGGGGCGGAGGCGGUGCUGACGGAGGAGGACCUGAUCCAGCAGAGUCAGGCGGAGUACGACUCUGGCCGCUACAGUCCCCGCCUCCUGCAGCCCUCUGACCUGCCGCUGGACACCCACACCAUCGAGCCCGAGGAGGACCUGCAGCGGCUGCACCUGGCCCGCAGACAGCUGCAGGUGACAGGUGACGCCAGCGAAAGCGCGGAGGACGCGUUCGUGCGGCGUGCGCGGGAGGGCAUGGGCGGAGACGAGGCCCAGUUCAGCGUGGAGCUGCCGCUGACGGGCAAGAUGUACCUGUGGGCUGACAAAUACCGGCCGCGCAAGCCCCGCUUCUUCAACCGCGUGCACACUGGCUUCGAGUGGAACAAAUACAACCAGACGCACUACGACUUCGACAACCCGCCGCCCAAGAUCGUGCAGGGCUACAAGUUCAACAUCUUCUACCCGGACCUGAUCGACAAGCGCUCCACGCCGCAGUAUUUCCUGGAGCCCAGCCCCGACAACAAGGACUUCGGCGUGCUCCGCUUCCACGCGGGCCCGCCCUACGAGGACAUCGCCUUCAAGAUCGUCAACCGCGAGUGGGAGUACUCCCAUCGCCACGGUUUCCGCUGCCAGUUCGCCAACGGCAUCUUCCAGCUGUGGUUCCACUUCAAGCGCUACCGGUACAGGCGGUAGACUCACGG
Molecule: messenger RNA, 2742 nt
Organism: Megalops cyprinoides (Indo-Pacific tarpon)
Lineage: Eukaryota; Metazoa; Chordata; Actinopteri; Elopiformes; Megalopidae
Gene: cactin
Product: cactin
Exons: 10
Coding region: 26-2734 (902 amino acids)
Biological process (GO): negative regulation of innate immune response; mRNA cis splicing, via spliceosome
Cellular component (GO): spliceosomal complex; cytoplasm
Molecular function (GO): protein binding
Source: RefSeq, a predicted model, not a curated record